GGAAGCGGGAAAGGGCCACAAUGGGGUCUGGGAGGUGGGCGGGGCGGAGCGGGGGUGUCCAGCCACGUCGCUUUGUUUUCCCAUAACAGGAGCCACAACAGGUGCUGCGAGCCGUAAGCGCCCCCCACCCGCGCUAUGGGCUCGGACGCCUGGGUGGGCGUUUGGCGGCCACACCGGCCCCGCGGCCCCAUCGCAGCGCACUACGGAGGCCCCGGGCCCAAAUACAAGCUGCCGCCCAACACCGGCUACGUCCUGCAUGACCCGUCGCGGCCCCGCGCCCCCGCCUUCACCUUCGGCGCGCGCCUCCCCACGCAGCAGACGACGUGCGGCCCCGGGCCCGGCCACCUGGUGCCCGCCCGCAUGACCGUGCGCGGCCCCGACGGCGCCCCCGCCUACUCCAUCUACGGCCGCCCGCGCCGCUCAGCGCCCUUCCUCACUCCCGGACCUGGCAGGUACUUCCCGGAGCGAGCGGGGAACGCGACGUACCCCAGUGCGCCUCGGCACAGCAUUGCUCCCCGAAACUGGGGUGUCCAGGCGGAGCAGCAGAGCCCAGGUCCCGGGGCCUAUACUGUGCCCUCGCUCUUGGGUCCACGCGUCAUCGGCAAAGUCUCCGCCCCAACUUACUCCAUCUACGGCCGCAGAGCGGCGGGCAGUUUCUUCGAGGACCUCAGCAAGACCCCAGGCCCAUGCGCCUACCACGUCGUGAGCCCGGGGGUCUACAAGUCCCGGGCCCCCCAGUUCACCAUGCUGGCGCGGACUUCGCUCCCCCAAGACAACACUCAGAAGCCAGGGCCCGCGGCCUACAACGUGGAUCAGGUGGCCUGGAGUCCAGGGUCAAGGGUCAGAGUCAGGGGAGUGGGGAGGGCCUGA
Messenger RNA from Mandrillus leucophaeus (drill), 870 nucleotides. It is a transcript of the gene CIMAP1B, whose product is annotated as outer dense fiber of sperm tails 3B. Lineage: Eukaryota; Metazoa; Chordata; Mammalia; Primates; Cercopithecidae. The record is from RefSeq and is a predicted model, not a curated record. The coding region runs from base 136 to 870 and encodes 244 amino acids. The transcript is spliced from 6 exons. Gene Ontology annotation, cellular component: cytoskeleton.